This is a messenger RNA of Lonchura striata (white-rumped munia), 5851 nucleotides long. It is a transcript of the gene MSL3, whose product is annotated as MSL complex subunit 3. Lineage: Eukaryota; Metazoa; Chordata; Aves; Passeriformes; Estrildidae. The record is from RefSeq and is a predicted model, not a curated record. Gene Ontology annotation, biological process: regulation of DNA-templated transcription; chromatin organization. Gene Ontology annotation, cellular component: MSL complex; NuA4 histone acetyltransferase complex; nucleus.
CCGUCCGCGGCGCCUCCCCGCGGGAGCGGGCGGGGCUCCUCUCCUUUGCGCCAUGAUGAACAAAUGACCUCGCGGGGAAUGAAAUUUAAGUUCCACCGGGGAGAGAGAGUUCUCUGCUUCGAGCCCGACCCCACCAAAGCCAAAGUGCUCUAUGAUGCCAAGAUUGUUGAUAUUGUUGUUGGAAAAGAUGACAAAGGCAGAAAGAUUCCAGAAUAUCUGAUCCAUUUUAACGGUUGGAACAGAAGCUGGGAUAGAUGGGCAGCUGAAGAUCAUGUUCUUCGAGAUACAGACGAAAACCGCAGAUUACAGCGUAAAUUGGCACGGAAGGCUGUGGCUCGCAUGAGAAGAAAGGGAAGAAAGAAGAGACGCUGCAGGUUGCCUGGUGUUGACUCUGUAUUAAAAAGCCUUCCUGCUGAAGAAAAUGAUGAGAGUAGCGAAAACUCUAUAAGUAGUUCUUCUUCUGAUGACAGUGAUGAAGGAACAGAUGAAGAAAUAAAAAGUGAAGAAAGUGACAUAGAUGAGAGGACAGAAAUGAAAGAAGAACAAGACACUCAUACAAAAAGGGACAUGGAAGAAAGAGCAAUAAGCAUAGAAAUUCCUGAAGUCUUGAAAAAGAAGCUUGAGGAAGACUGCUACUAUAUUAAUAGAAGAAAAAGGCUAGUGAAGCUUCCUUGCCAGACAAAUAUAAUAACCAUCUUGGAGUCAUAUGUAAAACACUUUGCAAUUAAUGCUGCCUUUUCAGCCAAUGAAAGGUCUCGGCACCAUCAGAUGACUCCACAUGCUAAUAUGAAUCUUCAUUAUGUGCCACCAGAGAAGAAUGUCGAGCUAUGUAAAGAGAUGGUGGAUGGGCUGAGAAUAACCUUUGACUUCACACUUCCCUUAAUUUUGCUCUAUCCUUAUGAACAAGCUCAAUUUAAGAAGGUGACUUCAUCAAAAUUCUUUCUUCCUAUCAAGGAAAACUCAACAAAUACUAACAGAAAUCAGGAGGAGCUUUCCCCGAGCCCUCCUCUGCUGAAUCCACCCACACCUCAGUCGACUGACAGCCAGCCCACCACAGGGGAGCCGGCCACGCCGAAGAGGCGAAAAGCUGAGCCCGAAAUCCUGCAGUCGCUGAGGCGCUCAACGCGCCACAGCUCCAACUGCGACAGGUUAUCUGAGAGCAGCGCGUCCCCACAGCCCAAACGGCGGCACCUCGAGACCCCAGCUUCUAUGCCAAAGCUCUUCUUACACCUGGAAAAAAAAACCCCUGUCCAUAGUGGGUCGUCUUCACCUAUAACUUUGACUCCUAGCAAGGAAGGGAGCACGGUGUUUACUGGCUUUGAAGGUAGAAGAAACAACGAAUUGAAUGAGGUUUUGUCCUGGAAAUUGAUGCCAGAGAAUUAUCCACCAAGUGAUCAACCACCACCUCCCUCAUAUAUCUAUGGAUCUCAACAUUUGCUGAGGAUGUUUGUAAAACUACCAGAAAUACUGGGGAAGAUGUGCUUUCCUGACAAAAACCUAAAGGCUUUAGUAAAACACUUCGAGAUGUUUCUGAGGUUUUUAGCAGAAUACCAUGAUGAUUUCUUCCCAGAAUCUGCUUAUGUAGCUGCAUGUGAAGCCUACUACAGUACUAAAAAUCCUCGGGCCAUCUACUGAAGCUAUUCAUAAGGAUUAAAUCCUACUAUACAUAGCCCAUGACAAUGCUAUCCUGCUACAUGGCUACAAGAUGAGAAAGGAAUUAAAACAACUUCUGGAGUUGAAGACAUUGGAAAAUAUCUUUACGAUGGUUGGAUUACCUAGGAAUGGAGAACUACUUUUCAGAGAUUUGUAUAGACAGUGGUGCGAGUUAUUUAGAGGGUUGGAUAUAAAUCUGACUCCAGAUGAAUGAAGAAGCCUUUUUCUGACUUUACUGCACAGGACUACACAGAGUAAUAAAAAGCAAAGGAGGCAAAAGCAGAUGCAUUGGCAACAGGACAUUCUCAUGAGGAUAAAUCACCAUGCUGUGUUUCAUUGUAGCUCAGCCUCUCCUGCCUGAGAAAUAAUUCUUGACUAAACAGUUUUAACUGAAGAGAAUUUGUGACUGAUAUCUUAUGGAUUGUUUUUCUUAAAAAUUACAUUUCAUCUGUGGAACUGUCAUGAUAGAAUGGAUUGCUUAAUGUAAAGGUGGCUUUGCUAUUUGGCUAGCGUGACAUCUGCCUCAAAAAUGACUUUGUUGCUUGAAUGAAAGAUGUGUUGUUGACUUUGCAUUUUGCAAAGGUGUAUAUAGACCUUUCAUGGUAAAGCUGACAGGGUUCUGGGCAGACCAUACAGAGCCAGGGAUUGGGCAUUUACCUGGCAAUAAAUUAUUUCCACAGCCGUUAUGAAAGAACUGAUAAUCUACAAGUAAAUGGGAAAGUCAGUGAAGUCGUUGCAGUUUAAUUGGCAAACACUUAUUUUCUUAAUAAAGUUCACAGUGGCUGCUGUGUGAAUGUGUGGUUUUGACUGUCUAAAACAUCCUGUUCAUGCUCAAUUAGUAUUUUUGAGGGUGCUAAGUGUGCAUAAUGAGAGGUGGGAGCACUGACAACAUAUGGAGAGGAGCCCUUUCUGUAGCAUGGAUGUUCUUCAGACUUGAAGGAUGUCUCUUUAGACUUUUUUAGACACUGUUGCUCUGGAAAUAGCAGUUCAGUGAGAACCGAGUUCCUAAAAAUGUGACAACACAUUCAGGAGAAAUUAAUUGAAACAUAAUUCUUGUGGAAAGUGCAUGCAGGACUUAGAACACUGGCCUUCAAAGUCCUCAGCUGUAUCAAGAUAGACACAGAUUUUAAAAGCACUGAGAGAAAACAGGACUCUGGUUUACAGGCUGCAUUAAUCACUCUGUAAUCCUUGGUUCAGAAAACUUCCACCUGUAAUUUGGUGCUCAAGUUUCCUCACAUUUGCAGAAACUAGUAAUUUGAAGGCAUUAUCUUUCAAACAUAAAUUGCAAGCUUAGGCUGAGAGGGCAAAAGAAAUGUAAAAUCUGCUCUUGAUACUCAUUGUCACCUUUCAGAGUUCUGUGGUCUGCUCAAGCAUUUGAACUCAAAAGAUAAGGAUUACCCAGGUUUUAGUAAUUUAGGUUCUCCUUUUUAGAAAAGCUUCUAUGAAGAGUCUGUUGAACUCAGUUGUUAAAGCAGUGUUUGGCAUGGAUGCAUGCAGAUUUGGUGAUUGUUAAUUCUAAAAAUUGCCAUAUAUCAGCACUACUCUUUUUUCAACAUGUUUCUCUUGUACCAAGAAAACCCCAUAUUUGUAAGCUUUCAUCAUUCUCAAAUGGCCAAAGUUUUGAAUCUCUAGCAGAAUCCAUGUACAUCAAAAUUUUGCCAACAUGUUUCAUUCUAGGUUUAAAUGCUGUUUCUCUAAAAGACAAUUCAACAAAAUAUGAACGAACUGUCUAACAUGAGGUUAGUCUAGGAAUGCUGCCUGAAACCUCAAAAUUAAUCCUUUCUAUUUUAAGAAUGCUCAUGUAUAAUAGGACAAAUCUGGUUUUGUUCCCUUUUUUUGUGCUUGUGAGUAUAAGACACAUUAUGAACUGAGUCCUGUUGUGUGACUUUGUUUAACUGUUGAAAUGAAAUUUCUGCAUCGAGGGGUCAGAAGCACUGUUGGUAUUGUCUUAUGGAGAUGCUCAAAAGAUGUGAGUGGGGGAAAAUUCUGAUGGUCCAGUUAUAGUGUAGUCUUUGUAAACAGAAUUUUUCAUAAAAUUCUCUUGAGGCUGCUGUUGGAUAUAAUAUUACAACCUAUCUUACUCUCAUAAAAACCAAAAACUUUGGAGAAAAGUUGUACCUCUGUGCUUCUUGACAGUUUUAAUUAAUAUAAAUUUCAUAUUCAAAUACAUACUUGAAUUUUAAAAGUUUAGGUUUAAAUAUUCAAUUACAGUAAUGUGCAACUUUGACAUCCCCCUUUACUAUCACUCUUCAGUUAUGGCAUUCAAAAUUUUAAUACCUGAUUUUUAAAUUUUUUUUUUAAGCUGCAGCAGGGGAGACACUUGCAAAAACUUGAAACAGAGUGCUCAAGAGGGGUAAUUUUUACUAGCCUUCUAAUAUAGAAGAAACUUAACAAAGUGGGUUCCAAAAUUCACUUGGAAUGUAAUGUUCAAGGGUUCUUGUGGCUCAGGAAGCUUAAUAGUGUAAUUAUACAGCCAGUGUGAAUGUGAAGGAACUUUUUGAAUGUCCUUGACUGAUCAGAUGCUUGAUGGCAUCCACAUCCGUCUGAGGUGAUGAAAGAUGCACUUAAGUAUUUGUCAUUAUUUACUUGGUUUUUGUAGGGUUUUCUAACCUGAUUGAGUCAAAGUGGUGUGGACUAGCUGGAGGAAUAUGCCUGACUGAAGCAGGCUACAGGAGCCUUGAGAGGAGCAAGUCUGCCAGCACACUUCAGAGAUGGUCCUGCAGCAGAGGAGCUGGGCUGCGGAAGCAGGUUAAUGCACAGUGAUAAUCCAUCUGCCGGAGCGGUCUGUGUCUUACAAAACAGGAUGGGACUCUGACUGGUUGUAGACUUAGGAUUUAGUAUCUGUCUGUAUCAUACAAGUAAAAGGUAAGAGACACAGAGAAAAUAACAACAUCUAUGCAAAUCUAGAUUAAAGACAAGAUGGUAGCUUAUGUAAAGCCUUUUUUUACAUAUUCUUUGAACUAAUAGCAUAAAAGAAAAGGUGCAAAGUCUUAUACUCUAAUAAGAGAAAGACUCACGUGGGUUUAACAUUAACAAAAGGACUUAUAUGAAUUUCAAACAAUACACAAUAAUUCAUUAUAUAAGAUAAGAUUGAAACUUUUUCUAUGUUUGCAAAGCAUAUAUCUAGGACUUUUCACAUCUUGAACUAUCAAUAAGUUAUUGUUCUUCUUGUUGUUUCCUGUACCAACAUACCUGUUUGUACAAGUCACAUGUGCUCUGUUUUCAAGGGAAGGCAGUUUUGUUUGUUUAUUUCAGGAAAAUAUCCCAGUGUAAUUACACUGGUCAGUCUCUAUGCUGAAGGUGAGUCCUGCACUUCCCUUCAAGAGUGGGCUUGCUCCCAGAGUGAAUGUGAUGUUGGGCUUUGGAUAUGACUGUUCUUGGGAAAAGGCAGAGGAGAACAAUGCAGCCUAGGUUUAGAAGCCCAUGAUGCAGCUGAUGGGUGGGAAGAGAGCUGCCCCCUGCGUGCCCAAGGUGCUUGGGCUGCACUCGUAGGACUCAUUCCAGUAUCUGCUCUGACUUUGGAAGGUGUCUGAAGAACUUUAUGUGGUGCCACGGGACUAUGAAACUGACCAUAUGUUAGGUGCUUUACAGAGACAGUAUAGUUUACCAAAGAAGAAUAAAUAAAAUAUAACUUUAAUAUUCUUCUGUUUUAUUCCUGAUUUUAAGCUUGAUUCUAUACCUAUCAUCCUUCAGGAAAAAAAAAAAAUCAAUACUGUUCUUUCAAGUGCACUGUCUAGAAUUGCCACAUUGCCUAUCAUUUUGCUAGUGUGUUUUCAAGCUCCUGUUUUAAAGCUUAGGCUUUAAUGAGGGGUCCUUUUCAACUGAGAUGAAUACAAAUGUGACCAAGUGCUAGUGAAGAAUAUCUUCCAUGUCCCAUUCUAAAAGCUUAUGCAUUUGUUAGGGUUUCACUUGGGACUUGGUGUGGGCUAACAGCAAAUGUGUCGUCGCCCAUUAUGUCAGGAACAUUUGACAGGAACAUGUCAAACACUAGUGUAGGAUAACCUUGCUCUGGAUUAUGAUGAGAGAAAUGUUUGUAGUCAAGGAGGAAAUAAAAAGCUGAUUGGAAGUAAUAAGCUGUUACUGCUUUUCAUGUUUAUAUCAUAAGUGUUAUCAACACAUUUGGGAAGAAUGCCGGGGAGAUUGUUAUUGGAGUUAAAAUGUAUAUAUGUGUAUUAAAUCCUUCAUUUUGUGAAAACUA